Messenger RNA from Oncorhynchus keta (chum salmon), 1958 nucleotides. RefSeq names its product osteoclast stimulatory transmembrane protein (gene ocstamp). NCBI's taxonomy places the organism in Eukaryota, Metazoa, Chordata, Actinopteri, Salmoniformes, Salmonidae. Bases 81 to 1520 code for a protein of 479 amino acids. The transcript is spliced from 3 exons. The record is from RefSeq and is a predicted model, not a curated record. Gene Ontology annotation, cellular component: membrane.
AUGAUAAGUUCCUGUAUCAAACUUCACAGUUACCCCCAUCAGACAACUGUGUAACUUCACAUGCACUGUUGCCAAGGAGAAUGAAGAGCAUUACUGAGUGCAUGGACUGUGGCUUUUCAUUGAGGCAAAAACCUUGGGGUGCCAUGAAGACCACUCUACAGUGUCUGUGGGAUGUUUACUCAAAACCAACCCAGGCUGCCAAGGAGGUCCUGACAUUACUUUCUAUGUGUUUCAUUAUAGCCAUGGUGACUGGUGGUCUCCUCUACCAUUGGAUGACAGAGAUCCUGAGAUAUGACAGUGGUACUUCCAGCACUGCUGCCUGCAUCUAUAGCGUGGCCAUCCUUUUCCUCUCGUUCCUCUGUCAUCCUCUCCGUUGUGUGCUAACUAUGAUCCUGCCCACUCUGGGCACCAAACAGGGGCGCAAGCUGAUCAUUUCCACCUCUGUGAUUGUGUUAGUGUUGAGCAUCAUCCUUAACAUAACCGUUAACAUGGGAGUGGUGAUACACGUUUUAAAGUGCACCUCUGAAGGUUUUGUCCACUCUCUUUUAAACUCAUCUGAGCUGUUUCAAGAAGCAAAGAGAGAUCUUGUUAGAGAGGCUAUCAAAGUGAAACAGGAAGAACUAAAUAUUGUUAACAGGUUGAGGAAAUUUGAUCAUUUUACGCACAUUGAUGUGUCAAAGGUCAAAAAUAUGUUUGUUACUGUAAGCAAACAGAUUGAGAGUGACUUUUCACGUGCCAAUAAACUGCUGGAGGAUUAUAAACUUCUGUCAAACAGGAUUCUGGCGGCCAUCUUUCUAAUCUACCUGAUAGUUGAAUCAGCCUACUACCUGAAGUCAUAUGUCAAUUCAGUUAAGUUUGACAACGUUUACAUCACCAGACAGUUGCUGCAAAAAGCAUCUGAGGAUGGAAUCCAGAUAGAGCCAACUAACUUGAAAAAUAUGGUUAAUUCCACAAGUUGUAAAAUAACAAAACAGGAAUUUACCAAAUGUCUUGCUCCCAUAGUAGUGGUGACUUUGUAUUUUAUUGUUAUUAUCUUCAUAAUGGUUUUGGAUCACAUUGUGUACCAUCUAGUUACAGUGAGUGGGCCUUGGCUGCUGGAUGUUCCAGCUACAUCUGUCAACAUAGCUGUGAAAUAUAAGAUUCACCUGCGCUUUCCAGGUCUAUGUAUUAUCCCAGCUAUCUGUAGGGAUACAGAACUGGCAAACCUCCACAAGCAGUAUGACUGGACAUUUAGCCCAGAGGCUUUACGCUGUUAUAUUGAGCCCUCUGCACCAGACCUGAGAGUGAGGGUCUUCCUGGGACUACUCUGUCUGGUGAGCUACAUCAUGGUGUUACUGGAGGUCUACGCCAGGCGCAUCCGCAGGAAAGUGUCUGCAUCCUUCUUCAAAAUGCAGGAGGAAAAAAGAAUUAAUUUCUUAUUGAAGAAGAUACAGGCGAAACAGGACACAAGAGAAAACAAAAUAUUUUUCAUUGAAGCUGUGAAUGAGACCCGCGUUCACACAAACCAAAACGUAAUUUGAAGCUUGACUUGCUGUCAUUAUAUGUAGUUUAGUGAGACCUCUGCUUUUAAUACGUUCACUGCUCCUCUUGAGCUAUUCUAAAAUAGAUUUAUUUUAGAAUUGGAGAAAACCCUGCUCAGUCUCCCCAGCUGUCAGCUGAGAGAAUUUGUUGAUUCGAUUUGUCCAUAUUUUCAGAUUGAACUGAUUCUGCAAUAUACAAAUGAAAAGCAUGGAAUAAAACAUGUAACUUCAAAGUGAUACAAGCAUGCUUAUCCCUGUGUUACAAUACAAUUGAUGAAUUCAGUGCCAACAUCCUGCUCUCCAUGAGCCAAAGGGCCUGUUGAGAACAGGACAGGGCAUCCUGUUACUGAGUCACAGUCAUAGGACCUUUCUCCUGGUCGUGGAGCACCCCUCUUACGCCCACAUUGCCUCGUCUCAACAACACUCAUGAAACCAUGU